Paramuricea clavata is the source of this 4351-nucleotide messenger RNA. The record is from the annotation of a GenBank genome assembly. NCBI's taxonomy places the organism in Eukaryota, Metazoa, Cnidaria, Anthozoa, Malacalcyonacea, Plexauridae.
AACGGAGUUACCACCAAAACACCAUACCAUGCAUGCACUUAGUAACAUCAGGUGCGGAAUAGAAAAGGGUCAAUCUGUCAAUGUGUUUUAAAAACCCAGGAAUUACUCGAAGAGAUCAACAAGAAAGAGCAGGAAAAUGAGGCGGAGAAUGAGAUGGAAAUUACGUGGGAGGUAGGACUGAAGGAAUCCGCGGAGGAAAUGAUCAAACGAAAGAAAAAUGAAAAAGAAAGGAAGGAUUUGACGCCUUGGGAAAACUAUCUGAACGAGAAGAAACAAAAGAAGAAAAUGAAACAGCAAGCUAAACAGAAUCACGAUGAUGGGUUUGUAAAUUUACUUACUAAACAUCUGAGGUCUUUUCCCACCAAAUAAUAGUUCAAGUUCUCCUACAUGUUUCUUUCAUUUCUUUUGUUUCCGCAGCCAAUCAGCUGCGCAGUUGAGUGACGAUGAACUUCCGCCGGAUGUAGAUCUGAGUGAUCCGUUCUUCGCUGAAGAACUGGAGAAAACAGAAAGUACCGUGACAAGCAAGAAGAAAGAUGGAAGACAGAAAAAGAAGAAGAGGAGAAAGAAAGGAGAAGAGCUUGGAAGCGAGGAGGAUAAACGAAGAAAGGUAAACUACAAAUAAAAAUUGACAACGCUUUUCUAAGGAGUAUUCUUUGUUGUGAAUUAAAAAGCAAUUGUCAAAAUAAUGAUGAAUCCUGCUCGGCUCCUUGCGAGUGGGGAGGCAUCGACGGGAGCAUGUUAUAUCAUUAGGGAGUUUGGCAAAUACAACGGCAACGUGGUCAUCAACAAUAGCAUUGAUCCUCAAAGACAAAGGCGAAUGUAAAUUACAUGGUCGUAAGCGUUACCCCUGUUUCACCCCUGUUUUGAAAUGGAGUUACUGGCAAUCACUUUUCAAACUGGUUGCGAAAACUGCAGUUUACAGUGCCUUUUAUAUAUUUACUGUAAUACAGACGAUUUGACUCGACAAUGGGUGACCCUCUAAAAAUUGUCGAAGCAAAAUAUAAAUCGCUUUGGAUAUAGAAACAACAGUUAAACCUUUUCUUCAGGCUGAACUGCAGUUACUGAUGAUGGAAGACGAUGAUGGCAAGAAACAUUUCAAUCUUAAAUCCAUCAUGAAAAAUGAAAAAUCUAAAAAGAAAAGAAGGAAAAAACAAGAAGAAACGAAGCAAGAUGAUUUUGAAAUUGAUGUGAAUGAUAGUAGAUUCUCUGCACUGUAUUCCUCUCAUCUUUAUGCUGUCGAUCCAUCUGAUCCACAAUUCAAGUAAGUAAAUUUAAGUAACAGACACAUAGUUGAUCAAAAUACGCUCUGGAGAUUGGGCAAAUAAAAAGCUACGAUUAGUUUUGUCGAGAUGACUUCAGUGCGCACAAAUCUUUUUAAAUUUUGUUAUCAUUAUUUCGACAUAAGAUCAUUGUCUCCACCGUGUACCACUUUACAUAAACAUGAACAAAAAGAUAGAACGAAUACUUUGAUGAGUUUCAACGCCGUUUCUUGACUGCCCAUGCUUGCACACACGUUAAACUUACACGAAAAUACAAAUUGUUUUUCUCAAUUAGGAAAACAAAAGCGAUGGAAUCGAUUAUCCGUGAGAAACAACGUCGCUCAGACAACAAGAGUGAAAAGUCGAUGGAUCCUGUAAUCGCAAAUGUCAGUGAAACCUUGGGUACGUGUCUUAUAAGGUGUCUCAAUUAUAUCAAUGGUACUCUACUGGACCUACUGGUCCUCCAGUUUCCUCCUGUAGUAACACUGGACCAACAAGAGAUGACUCUUAUACUGGACCUCUAGAAAGAACAGUUUAGAACUGAUAGAGCUAUCCAGUAUAAAUGAAGUUAGUUUAGUUUAGGUUUUCUCUUGUAGUAACACUGGAUCAACAAGAGACGACUCUUACUGGACCUCUAUGGAAAACAGUUUAGAACUGAUAAAGCUAUAAAGUAGAAAGUUAAAGUUAAGAAAAAAGUUCAAAAUGGACUCAUUACACUUUUAAUAUGUUUCAAGAUAUUUCAUAAGUUACUAAAUCAGUUCCCCUAUUUCAUUCCAAAAAUCAUUCCCCAAUAUCAAUUACACGAUUAUUCUAAGACACAUAAAGUUAAAGUUCAUGACUCAUGUUCAAAAAUAGCAAUGAUUCAUCUCGUAGACUUGAUCAGAUGGUCGUUGAAUCGCACUCCGUAUACCAGAAUUCCUUCUUGUGCGACCAGCGAAAUAUUUGAACACCGGCCCGGACUUAUCCUCGUCGCAUUGUAGACAUUUAUUUAAACUUCCGUCGGGAUUGGUGUUCGGUUCACCCUUUAUCCACGCCCAAAUACACGUACCAAAACAAUCGCGUCUUGUAUUGUACACAUUAUAUUUCCAAAUGUCGACGCACUGAGGUGUGAAUCCUAGAUCACUCAAACAAUUUGUAACGAAACGGUCAAAGAACCUUAGACCACAAGAACGGACUACACCAGUGAGAUUUCGUUCGAGAUACACGGCCAAAUCCUUAAGGUUUGAGCAAGCGCCACAUUUCCCUUGAUGGGUGACAAUAAACCCUGAGCGCAAUGCUGUUAUGUUGUCAGGAAAGUCACGAAUUUCGUAACGCUUUCUCGACGCGUCUUCGUAGCGGAUAGCACAAACUCUAGUGUGGUCUUUGAGGUAUUCUUGUAUCUUUGCUUCUGAUGCUGCCGUUUGGUUCUUGUAUGGGUCUGUUUUAAACGAUGGCCAAGCGUUCGUGACUUCCUUCUUUUUGAAAGCUGCGAUUGCUUUCUUGCGAUCGCAUGGCCAGUUGUCUGCGAGGAUUACGCCAAUUUGGGCGAACACAUAAAUGAAAAUCAAUGCCUUCAUGUUUAAGAGUUGGGUCUUGCACGCUUUCUUGUCUACGUUCUCUUCGGAAGGCAAAGCUGAAUUAAAGUGAAAUUAAUGCGAAACAGAAUUUAUAUAGUAUUGUAACUUAACAUACAUUGACAAUAGGGUAAUUUAUUUUUUAAUUAAGGUUACUUUAUAAUACAAAUAUUUAACACAAUCAAAAAGGCAAAGCUAAUUUAAAGUAAAUUUUUUGUAAAACAUGAAUGUACACUAUUCGAACUUAACAAACAUUCACCUUCAAACAAUUUAUAUUUUAAUUAAACGUAUUGUAGAAUACAAAUAUUUUACAUCUGAGCAAAUGGGUUGUUUUUGUUAUAAACACAUUUUAUGCACGAUAAACCCCUGAUAUAACUUUGUAUUGUAAAUUGCUCAAAUAUAAUGCAAAUUAAGUAAAUCGGUACACAGUCAUUGGAUUUGCAAAGUGGCAUGAUUUUGUAAACUUUGAGUGCGCGAAGAUUGACUGCGCGAACUAAAUUGAGGGCGCUUUCCAUUUAAUGGCCUGACCCGAAUUCUUUUCUCUGUAUCAAUAGAAAAGUCUGGUCUAUGUUUCUCAAAUAUCUAGCGAAAAUGGACCUCAUUCUAAUGUUUUCUAAAUUUUCCGGUCAGAUAGGUCCGAAGCCCACAUGUUUUGUCUUCCAUUCAACAAUUUUACCGUUCUGACCGCACUGGAUAGUUCUAUCCUUUUUCCUUUCGAGGACACUGGAGACCUGGGCUGGGGACCUGGAGAAAUCUGGUACUGGUAUAGAGUCAAACCGGAAGCACUCCUCUCACAUGUGACUGAGGCUAAAUUUUAAUCAGAGAACUACAUCAAACCCUGGGCACAGACCAACAUAUUCCAAACUCAACUUCCAUUAUUUUUUGUUUUAGGUAAAACGAAAACAGUCGAUCCCGGGUGAGUAUGGAAUCAUCAGUAUCUUUUACCUCACUGUAGAAGACGUAAUUGAUCGAGGGGAUCAGAUUUCAUGUUGCGGUCGGCUUCUGUAAAUAUUACAGUAAAAUGUAAAACUAAUUCUUGCAAUUUUUUAUUUCCUCUAAAUACAAAGCUGGUACAUAUAUAAUGGAAAGUAUUUAAAAUAUUUUCUCACUGUGGGAAAGGUGCCAAUUAACCGCCAUCAUCUGCACAAUGGUGCUGAAUUAAUCCCACCCUUAGAGAAAAUCUGGGGGGGGGGGGUGUGAACACCAUUCCUAACAGCAUAGUAUGCUAACAGGCAGGUAUACAGAGCGACAGAUCCAACAUUCCAACUCAAAUUAUGUAUUUUCUUGUAGGUUGUCUGCGUUGAUCAAAAAUGUGAAAUCAAAUGCUGGGAAAUUCAGACACCAAAAGAACAAUAUACGUAAAAAAUAAUCAAUUGUAGAUUAUUUUACUGUAAAUAUAGAGAAUUUUGUGAUAAAUUGCACAACAAAUAAAAUGAUGCGUGGAUAUAUAACCUGAUUAAAUUGACCUCUGUUUUGCCUUGUGCAUUUUGUGAUUUUCAACUGCUAAUACCACUAUGAGAUCAGUGGCUAAAACUUGUG